AUGUAUCGCCAAGUUUUGAUAGAUCCUGAGCAAAGAUGUUUUCAGAGAAUUUUAUGGAAAGAUUUAGAUGAUCCCAAAGCAAUGGUUGAAUGCUUUGAAUUAAAUACUGUUACUUAUGGCUGUGCUUCAUCGUCUUUUCUGGCAGUCAGAUGCUUAAAACAAUUAGCUUUAGAAUUUCAACCUAUUUAUCCAGAAGCAUGUCAUGCUAUUUUAAAUUGCUUUUAUUUAGACGAUUUAUUAGCUGGUGCUUUUUCCAUUUCUGAAUUGCUGAAACUCCAGAAGGAAGUAUCAUUUAUUUUAUCUUCCGGUGGAUUUCAGUUGAGAAAAUGGCUAUGUAAUAAAUCAGAAUUGUUGAAAAGUUUUCAAGUUGAUAGUACAUUAUCAUCAAAUAUAUUGCAGUUAGGUAAAGAUGAGCAGAAUAAGACCUUAGGAAUAUUUUGGAAUUCAUUUAGCGAUACAAUCCAUUAUUCAAUUAAGAAAUUUAAAUAUGAAGGUUCUAUUACUAAAAGAAUGAUUUUAUUGAGAAUGAUAUGA
This is a messenger RNA of Sitophilus oryzae (rice weevil), 534 nucleotides long. RefSeq lists its product as uncharacterized. NCBI's taxonomy places the organism in Eukaryota, Metazoa, Arthropoda, Insecta, Coleoptera, Curculionidae. Bases 1 to 534 code for a protein of 177 amino acids. The record is from RefSeq and is a predicted model, not a curated record. The transcript has a single exon.